This is a messenger RNA of Schistocerca piceifrons (Central American locust), 5985 nucleotides long. RefSeq names its product proteasome activator complex subunit 4-like. Gene Ontology annotation, molecular function: proteasome binding; peptidase activator activity. The transcript has 34 exons. The coding region runs from base 138 to 5687 and encodes 1849 amino acids. Gene Ontology annotation, biological process: proteasomal ubiquitin-independent protein catabolic process. Gene Ontology annotation, cellular component: cytosol; nucleus. Lineage: Eukaryota; Metazoa; Arthropoda; Insecta; Orthoptera; Acrididae. The record is from RefSeq and is a predicted model, not a curated record.
GCCAAUGGAUGACUGUUGGAAUUGAGGAAGAAAUAGCAAGUUGUGUGAACUGAUGAAAUGGAAGAGUACCGUUAGUCAUUAGAUGGAAUACGCAAGACAUUAAGUCGGGUGCAGCCACUGUGAAGAGGUAGUCAAUCAUGGAUGGACCACAGCGAAGUAUAGACACUGAUGUUUGUUGUGAAGAAAGUGGAUUCAAACCUCAAAAAGAAAUAGUUUUCAACAAACUAUUACCGUUUGCAAAGGAGCUAGAAGAAGAUGCAACACGACUGCUAUCAGAUAUUAAAGCGAACAUUGGAAAAUCAGUGUUGUUACGUGAACUGCGACCAGGUUGUGGAAUUUGGACAGCAAGACUUUCCAAAUACAUAAAAGUAUAUGGACUGAAAUUUUCAAAAGAAGAUCACAUAGCAUUCAUUCAUUUGAUGUAUGAACUAACGACCAUUCCUAGCCUGGAACCAUGGCUCGUCAGCAAGUUUGCAAAUGUAUCGAUAUGCCUCUUGAAGAAGAAGGAAUUGCUGUCACCAGAUGAAUUACAGUUGCCAUGGAAACCACUAUUUGAGCUCUGCGAGAGGAUAAUGAACACAAGUCUCACUGCAAUUGGAAUGUAUAGAUACUUCUCUUCACUAGAGAAUACCUUGAAGAAUUUAGUUCAUGCUGCGCGUUUCUACUUUCCUCCUGAGGCAACACAAGAAAUGCUUGAUGCCUGGCGACCACGCCUAUGCCCUUUUGACGGAGUUAAUAUAGAAAAUAACAUCGAAUUUCUAGAGUGGUUUCUUCCUAUUGCACUCCCGCCUGAGAAAAGCCAUCUAGGAUACAAACUUUGGUUUGAAGAGCUAAUGAACCUUUGGAAGGUUUGCCACAAUGCUCCUAUGUGGGAAAAUGAAAUCAUGUGGUUGAUGGCUCGUCUUGCCCAUCACAAUAUUGGAUAUAUUGAUUGGGAACCAUAUAUACCACUUAUGUUCACAAGGUUCUUGCAGAGUCUUUAUCUGCCAGUUUCUUAUAAACAAGUCCAACAAACUAGGCUUCACAAAAUAGAGGCUGCUCCAAUGGCACUUUGGAUUGUUGCUGUACUGGGAAGACACAGCAGCGCACAGAAACAUUUAGAUAGAUUGAUGAAGACAUUGGAAUCUUAUUUCCAUCCAGCAAAUUUUGGAAGAUGGUUCAUAAAGCUGAAAGAUUUCUUAAAGAAGCUUCCAAUGUAUUUUAUACAACGGUUGCAUUUUGAAAGACACAAGCACUUGACAUGGGAGACUCCAGUACCUGACAGUCAUAAAUUAACAGAAGAUGACAUUACAAACUUUGUAGAGAGUGUGAAACCUGUUGCACUUCAGGCAAUGUUUUCCAAAUUGGGACUUACAGAAAUCAACCAAGCUAUGCAACAUUUGGCAACUUUGCGUCCUAAUAUAGUAAUACCUCUUGUUGUUGAUCGCAUGUAUGCAAAUUUAGAGACAGUGACAGAACCUCAUAAGCUCACUGCUGCAAUGCAGUGUAUGGUGGCAGUUGCGAGACCAAUGGUCCAGGGUGCUCGGUUGGGUUACAAAGAAGGCCCUACACAUGUCAUCCCACUGCUGAUGUCAGUGCUUCCUGGAAUUGAUCCAAAUGAUGUCAGAAAAUGUUUCGUGACAUUUCAGUUUAUUGCAACAUUCUCAACAUUGAUUCCAAUUGUGGACUCCUCACAAGCGUCAAAUUACUGGAGUGAUCUCACAGAGGAAGAAGAAACAGUUUGCUUAGCUACUGCAGACUUUGAAGACUUUGUGCUUCAGUUUCUGGAUCGAUGUUUCACGUUAAUAGAUAGCAGCUCUCUAGAGGUAACACGGUUAGAGAGAGAGAAUGACAGACGGAGCAAACUUGAGAACAUGGCAGAAUGUGCUCUUGGAUCAACAGUCACAGCUUUGCUGAUGCAAACAUCUCCCAGUAUUUUUAAAUCGGCAUUGCGGAAAUUACAUGCACUUGUCAUUGGGAGGAUAAUGGAGACAAAAGUUGCUGGACAGUUUGUUGCUGCCAUUGUUCGAUCAUUUUCUAAGGUGAAUGCAGAAGAGACUCUGAAAUCAUUAGUACCUCAGUUUUGCAGCAGAAUUCUUAUCUUAACAGAGAAUGAUGAAAUAUUGAAGGAUGAAACACUUGAUGAUGAACUGUUGUACAACUUAUUGAUACUUUCAGAGAUUGUUGACUGUGAUGGGAAAUGUCUUAUUCCAUACAUCCCUUCAAUACUAGAAGUUCUUGACCGUACAUUACAUUUAACUUGCCGCGAUGGUUAUGUUUUCUCCAGCAAAAUUUUACGAAAUGUUCUGUACAGCCUAAGUUUUAUCAUGCCAUUGGAGUAUAGAAGUUCAACAGAAUCAUAUGACAGUCAUGUGAAAGAUUACUUGCCAAUAAGAGACUGGGGAAAACCAGGCAAUGUCCAUAAUCUCCAAAUGAAGUGGCAUGUUCCAGAUGAGGAGGAAAUAAAACAUGUUCAGGAUAUUGUCAACCGAUAUUUACCAGUGGAACUAGAACGUAUCAGCAGUUACAUCAAUGACAAAUCACAAAUGACAAGGGAAGAACUCCAGUGCUCAUUACACAUCAUAAAUGGAAUACUUGGAUGCAGACCUCUUCUUCCACAAUGGGAUGAACCACCAGUUAAACUAUUUGAUAGCUGCUUGAAAACUUCACCUUUUAAACUGGCAGCAGAAUGUAACAAAGGUUAUGUUACAAUGCCAGAUGGAACUAAUGUACGAAAAGUACUUGCUGAAACCAUGGUUCGAUUACAACAGAAGAUCCUUGCCUGCACCGAAGAUGACACUAAAUCACUGUUCUGUCUUAUUACUAUUUGGGAUUCCAUUAUACGUGUUAGUAAUACACGCAGCAAUUUUGAUGCACACUGGAAAAAUUUUCAUGUAGUGAAGAAACUUCUUGAAGACAAACUUGUUGGGCAAAAGCGACAUAUGCGUGCUGUUCUUGUUGACAGAGCAUAUCUUCAGUAUGAGUCCUUACAAGAACGUAGCACAGUUUGCUUAACAGAAACACACAGUCUUAUUAUGCUUAGUCUUCUGACACUCAGUACUAGUCAUUAUAGUGAGGUUCGUUCACGAGCACAACAAACGUUGUUCACGGCACUUGACACUUUUUCUUAUUCUUAUCUUGUGCUUGUACCAAAAUUAUUGGAAUAUUUAAAAGAAGAUUCCAAGGAGCAUCAUGACCAAUUUAAGGGUGCAUUAUAUGUUUUAUUGGGUCCGAAGCAGAACCCACUGGUAACUAGGCACGACUGGACAAUGUUGAACUCAUUGUGGCCAGCUAUUGUUCUUGCUAAACCUUCAGAAAAAGCAUCAGUCAUCAACUUGCUGGACAAUUUGGUGGAAACAGUACAUAAACAUUUUCCAACCAUUACCAUUAAUCUAGAGAUACCAGAUACUUGCCUAGCAUCAGCUCGUAAAUUGUGGAACAGUUCACCCCUUCCAUCAGUGGACCUCAUUUCAGAUACUGAGGUAGAACUUGGACUACAGAAAUUACAUGAGAACAGCAAAUACAAUCUGGAACAGUACCUCUCAUUGCUGAAUGCUUUAAUGGAUGCUCUUGAGCAAGGGAAUCUUCAUUGGCGCUACCACAUAAUGGCAUUAAGCUUUGUUCGGGAUCUUGUGCAUCCAGAUUUGGCAUACCCUCCCAGGGUGGUGAAAUAUUUCCUCAACACUUUGAUCCAUGAUUCUUUGGAAGUAAGGAAGAUUGCGAUACGAGGCACAGUUUUCUUGUUGAAGCAGCAGAAGCGCCCACAUAAAAAAAUUGUUAUUGAUCCACGCUCCCUUUUGAAGGAUGGUAUUAAGUUGGAGAGUAAAAUAAUUCCAGGAGAACGAGAUGACAAUGCGUGGGUUCAAUAUAAUGGAAGUAUGCGACCACUGACAGCUGAAGAAUGGGAUAAACCAAGAUACGUUCAUGAUAUGUAUCAUGGCUAUUAUUCUUGGCCAAAGGAACUGCAAGUAUAUGCUCCAUCUUCAGAUCAACCCAGUCUCAGUAGAUCACAUGAAGAAUUAAGUGAUGGAGAAAAAGAAGUUGACAUUUUCUUUUCCUCACAAGGAAACAUUGACAAGCUUGUUAAAUAUUUAGCACUUGAAGAAAAGAAAGGAAAGGACAAAUUUAAUGGCUACAGAUUCAUUAUGUUCAAGGGUUUGUUUCGGAAUCAUGGAGAUGCAUAUUUGAGGUAUUUCUCCCAUCAUCUGGAGGAGCUGGUGGCUGAUAAAAAUGAAAGUAGUCAACGUUGUGCAGCAGAAAUUAUAGCAGGAAUUAUUCGAGGUUCGAAACAUUGGCCUUUUGAGAAGGUAUCUUCAAUGUGGAAAUUUUUGUCUCCGGUCAUUGAAACUGCAUUGUCAAACAUGACGGAAGAAACUGUCGGAGACUGGGGCGUCUGUUUUGCCACUGCUUCUGAAUGUCGUGACCCAAAUAGACAUCACUGGCUCCUAGAGCUUUUGAUGAAGGAUCCAUUCAGAGAUGAAGCGUCUUUCAUUCAGUGCGGACGAUUAUAUGCUUUGCAAGGUGCCUUAAAUCAGCAAGAAUGGAGAGUAUCUGAACUCUUCCAUAGGUUGAUGGAAUACUUCAAACCAUUUCUUACGCAUCCAUUCCAGAAUGUAAGAGACCGGCUAGGAAGUGUCAUAAGCAAUAUUUUAGAAACUGACAUUGUGUUUCCUGAUGGACCACGGACAAAAUCACCACACAUUUCAGAUUUUGUUGAUAGUAUUCUACCCCAACUGGAGAUCUUACAUCAGACAAGUGAAAAAACAAAUAGUCCAACAAAAAAUCAUGUUGUACAGAAAGGCGUAGCAAAGUCCAUAGAUAACAUAAAGAGUGAAGCUGCUAUAGAAGAAGCAAUGAAAUUGUUGAAAAGUAUUGAUGUGAGCAGUGAUGAAAAAGAUGUUGCCAUACGAUUGCUGAAAACAGUUUGCAGAUGGCUGACAGGCAGCUUGACACGGGCUGUUUAUGGAGGAGUGCCAGAGUUUUUUAAAUUUUUCCAUAUUGUGUGCUUGAUGGAGAAUUACGAUGUUGAUGAGGAGCUUUGUAAAUGUUGUACUAGUUUGUUGGGUAUGCUAGCCCAAACUACUACAUUGCCAGAAUAUAUUCCACCUGCCAUGGAAUCAAUCAGCAUGGCUUCAAAGAGUAAUUCCUGGCAAGUGAGAUCGACAUGCGUGGAAUUCAUGCAAGUCUUUGUUUUUCACAACAUGCCAACAAUACUCGGAAAUAAGUGCUGGGCAGAUAACGUUAAAGAAAUUGUGUUGCGAUUGUUGGAAGAUGAAUGGUUAGAUGUAAGGGUAAAAGCAUCUCAAGUAUUAAGUGGCCUACUUCAUUGUGAUUUCAUAGACUCUACAAUGGAAUUAAUGGAUAUGUUCAAAUUGAAGGCAAAAACAAACUUGCCAAGGAAGAAGAAAAACUUAGCACCAGACAGCAAGUCUCAAGAGUUACUAAGAUUACGGCAUUCAGGAAUUCUUGGCCUGUGUGCAUUUGUCAGUGCAUAUCCAUAUGACGUGCCCGAUUUUGUUCCAGAUGUGUUCCUAAUCCUUGGAGAACACCUCAAUGACCCACAGCCAAUUCCAGCGACAAUAAGGAAAACUCUGGGAGAUUUCAAGAGAACACAUCAUGAUAACUGGCAAAUACACAGUCUCAAAUUUUCAGAGGAACAGCUGGAAGUUUUGGGUGAUUUGACUGUACCCCCGUCUUACUAUGCAUGAGGUCCCUUUAUUUAUCCGUCUUGUGGUGUUGGACUGAAGAUUGUGGAUGUACAGAUUUGUGAUGUGUAAUAUUUUGUCCCUUGAAGCAAUUUUAUCUGAUUAGGGUUGAAAUUAAAGCUACAGCAGAGAAGCACAUUUAUUUGCACAAACAAAACAGAAAGAUAUGCAGAGUUUCAGCACGACACGCUUGACAUUAUUGUGUGCAAAUGCCACUAGUUGUUAAUCUCUCUCUCUCUCUCUCUCUCUCUCUCUCUCUCUCUCUCUCUCUCUCUCUCUCUCUCUCCCCCUCUCCCUCCCC